AUGACCUAUAUGGACCUUGGCUUCAAUUUUUGCGUCCUCUGCUCUUUCCCUCUCUUCUCACUGCUGCUCAUUCUCAUCUCCAGCCUCUCUAUUGGCGUGCGCUCUGCUCCUUAUGGCGCAAAAGACAUUGGAAUUUCAGUCAAUCCAUGCUCUUCAUCCUCGGGUUCUGAAAUUCCCCCUGUUGAUUCCAUUUAUCAAAGAGGCCUUCCAAGCGAUCAGCUUCCGCCUCACAGACGAGGGGUUGGAAGAACCUUUCAGGAACUUGUUAAUGAUGGGAUACUUGUGCACUUCAUGACUCACGGCGAAGCUGACAACAAUGUUUUUGAUAAAACUCUGGAAGGCAUUACAUUCGGUCAAAAGAUAAAACGAGGGCUCAACAAUGAUGGAAUAUGGGAGAUCAGUGUUACCUCUGAGGGACCCCAACCUCACUGGCUUCAAGGGCGACCCAAACACAAGCUCCUGGCAAAGUUCUCCAAGCAGGAAGGUCCGCCUGGACUACCUUUCGGCGAGGUCAAGGCAUUACGGAUGAUGGGUCUCCUUGUUGCUGCUGGUAAAAUCCCGUAUCCUCAUUCAGAUGGAACCCCACUUCUCCGUCCUGCAAUUAUCAUGGAGAAAAAAGAGGGUGUUGCCCUUAGGGACACCAAUCUCUUUAAGUUUGCCCCCUUCGAGGAACAGGGCCCGAUGAUGAACCACGUAUUAGAAUUGAUGUGCAGACAAGUUGCUCAAGAUGCAGUCGACCACAAGGUCUAUCAUCUCGAUAACGCCCUAACCAAUGGACUCAUACCUGUCAACCAAGUACCAGGGAAACCGAAGGAUUUUUCCGAGUCUGUGAAAGCAGUGGAGAUAGUAGACUAUGGUAAUGCUUACAUGGUUAUGAAAGAGACAUCUUAUGACGAAUUGAAAGUGUAUCUAGGGGGUCGCGUAGUUGAGGAAGAGUUCUUUUUUAAUGCUCGAGUAUGUUUAGACCACGAACUUGCGUUAUUUGAGCUAGAACUUCACUUUGCAAUUACCACCUCUGGUGUGAAUCGUAGAUAA
Messenger RNA from Lentinula edodes (shiitake mushroom), 1035 nucleotides. RefSeq lists its product as uncharacterized. The record is from RefSeq and is a predicted model, not a curated record. The coding region runs from base 1 to 1035 and encodes 344 amino acids. NCBI's taxonomy places the organism in Eukaryota, Fungi, Basidiomycota, Agaricomycetes, Agaricales, Omphalotaceae. The transcript has 7 exons.